UUUUAUACUAUUCUAAACAUGAUGUUGUACACACUUUCCCAGCGUGUGAAGCAACAUGUUUUGUUUUUGCUUCAAAGACAAAACUGCAGCAGUACUUAUCGCAUUUUUAAAUUUGAUUGUUGGAGUUAUGGGGAUUUUCUAUUUUACACCGAAGAUCUAUUAUGAAAAUAAUGAUUUGGAUAGUGACUAUUUAUGUUUCUCAGUAGUAACCUUAAUUGCCGCUGGAAGCCUAGCAAGUGCUUUAAUUUGGGAAAAACCUACACUGGUAACAGUCUAUCAAGUAUUACAAAUUUCAGUCAUGUCGAUCUUCGUUGCCCAUGCUAUCUUUUUCAGAACGACCUUGAUUUUAUACUUUCAGCUACUGACGCCCUGUCUAGGUUUUUUGUUGUAUUGUAUGUACUGCACGUAUAACUAUAGUGUUCAAAUGAGACUCAAGAAUAGGACUCAAUUUGGAAUGAUUCGAAUAUGUCGGACAGAUUCUAUAUGCUUUUGCAACAGAUAUUAUCUGGGGAACAAUUUCAGGAUAACAGAAAGGUUUUAGUAAAACAACGGUUUUGCGAAGGAUGUUUAAUAAAAAUAAGCUAAAUGAUCACACAUUGUCAGAUCACUAUGGGCAGGAAGAACACUACUAGAUAUUAGUAGAUUUAAGGUGUUUUUGUAGGGAAUAUUACAAUAAAUUUAUGUUUUUUAAAAA
Messenger RNA from Acanthoscelides obtectus, 694 nucleotides. The record is from the annotation of a GenBank genome assembly. NCBI's taxonomy places the organism in Eukaryota, Metazoa, Arthropoda, Insecta, Coleoptera, Chrysomelidae.